GGCGCUCUCUGGAACCCGGCUCUCCAUCUCGUCCUGGACUGCGGCCCAGCGCCCCAGACAUGGAACUGUAUGCGUGAGCCCUGUUGGACGUCGCCGGCUGUUUGCAAGACUCAGACAGCUGCCAAGGAAAGUGAAUGAUGAAGCCACCAUUUCUUUUGGCCCUUGUGGUCUGUUCUGUAGUCAGCACAAACUUGAAGAUGGUGUCAAAGAGAAAUUCUGUGGAUGGCUGCAUUGACUGGUCAGUGGAUCUCAAGACGUACAUGGCUUUGGCAGGUGAACCAGUCCGAGUGAAAUGUGCCCUUUUCUACAGUUAUAUUCGCACCAACUAUAGCAUGGCUCAGAGCACUGGACUCAGGCUUAUGUGGUACAAAAACAAAGGUGAUUUGGAAGAGCCCAUCAUCUUUUCCGAAGUCAGGAUGAGCAAAGAGGAAGAUUCAAUAUGGUUUCACUCAGCUGAGGCACAAGACAGCGGAUUCUACACUUGUGUUUUAAGAAACUCGACAUAUUGCAUGAAGGUGUCAAUGUCCUUGACUGUUGCAGAGAAUGAAUCAGGCCUGUGCUACAAUAGCAGGAUCCGCUAUUUAGAAAAAUCCGAAGUCACUAAAAGAAAGGAGAUCUCCUGCCCAGACAUGGAUGACUUUAAAAAGUCCGAUCAGGAGCCCGAUGUUGUGUGGUACAAGGAAUGCAAGCCAAAAAUGUGGAGAAGCAUAAUAAUACAGAAAGGAAAUGCUCUUCUAAUCCAGGAAGUUCAAGAAGAAGAUGGAGGAAAUUACACUUGUGAACUUAAGUAUGAAGGAAAACUUGUAAGACGAACAACUGAAUUGAAAGUUACAGCUUUACUCACAGACAAGCCUCCCAAGCCAUUGUUUCCCAUGGAGAAUCAGCCAAGUGUUAUAGAUGUCCAGCUGGGUAAGCCUCUGAACAUCCCUUGCAAAGCAUUCUUUGGAUUCAGUGGAGAGUCUGGACCGAUGAUCUACUGGAUGAAAGGGGAGAAGUUUAUUGAAGAACUGGCAGGUCACAUCAGAGAAGGUGAAAUAAGGCUCCUUAAAGAGCAUCUUGGAGAAAAAGAAGUUGAGUUGGCACUCAUCUUUGAUUCAGUGGUGGAGGCUGACCUAGCAAAUUAUACCUGCCAUGUGGAAAACCGAAAUGGACGGAAACAUGCCAGUGUUCUGCUGCGUAAAAAGGACUUAAUCUACAAAAUUGAGCUUGCAGGAGGCCUGGGAGCAAUAUUCCUCCUCCUUGUACUGCUCGUGGUCAUCUACAAAUGCUACAACAUUGAACUGAUGCUCUUCUACCGACAGCAUUUUGGAGGUGAUGAAACUACUGAUGACAACAAGGAAUAUGAUGCCUAUCUUUCUUACACCAAAGUGGACCAAGAUACUUUAGACUGUGACAAUCCUGAAGAAGAGCAGUUUGCUCUUGAAAUACUGCCAGAUGUCCUGGAAAAACACUAUGGAUAUAAACUCUUCAUCCCAGAAAGGGACUUGAUUCCAAGUGGAACAUACAUUGAAGAUCUCACAAGAUAUGUUGAGCAAAGCAGAAGACUUAUUAUCGUGCUAACUCCAGACUAUGUUCUCAGACGAGGAUGGAGUAUUUUCGAAUUGGAAAGCAGACUCCAUAACAUGCUAGUCAGUGGAGAAAUCAAAGUGAUUUUGAUUGAGUGUACAGAAUUAAAAGGAAAGGUGAAUUGCCAGGAAGUGGAAUCACUAAAGCGCAGCAUCAAACUUUUAUCCCUGAUCAAGUGGAAGGGACCCAAAAGCAGCAAAUUAAAUUCUAAGUUUUGGAAGCACUUAAUAUAUGAAAUGCCCAUCAGGAAAAAUGAAAUGCUUUCUCAGUGCCAUGUUCUGGACUCUGCAGAACAAGGACUUUUUGGAGAACUUCAGCCUAUACCCUCUAUUGCCAUGACCAGUACCUCGGCCUCUCUGGUGUCAUCUCAAGCUGACCUCCCUGAUUUCCAGCAUUCAGAUUCGAUGCAAAGGAGGCACUGUUGCAGAGGUUAUAAACAUGAGAUGCCAGCCACCACCUUGCCAGUACCUUCCUUAGGCAACCACCACACUUAUUGUAAUCUGCCUCUGACGCUACUCAAUGGACAGCUACCCCUUAAUAAUGCCCUGAAAGAUACCCAGGAAUUUCAUAGGAACAGUUCCCUGCUACCUUUAUCAUCCAAAGAGCUUAGCUUCACCAGUGAUAUUUGGUAG
Messenger RNA from Equus quagga, 2198 nucleotides. RefSeq names its product interleukin 1 receptor accessory protein like 2 (gene IL1RAPL2). The coding region runs from base 135 to 2198 and encodes 687 amino acids. Gene Ontology annotation, molecular function: interleukin-1, type II, blocking receptor activity. Lineage: Eukaryota; Metazoa; Chordata; Mammalia; Perissodactyla; Equidae. The record is from RefSeq and is a predicted model, not a curated record. The transcript is spliced from 11 exons. Gene Ontology annotation, biological process: signal transduction.